Molecule: messenger RNA, 2875 nt
Organism: Chironomus riparius
Lineage: Eukaryota; Metazoa; Arthropoda; Insecta; Diptera; Chironomidae
Source: the annotation of a GenBank genome assembly
CAUUCAACGAAUUAAAUCUGAAGAAAGAACGAAAUUAUAUUUUUUAAAGGAAGUCAACAGAAAUUAAAUCAAAUACAAUGAAAUCAGAAGCAACAGUUGCAGUUCAAAUCCAAGAAAAAUUACCGACGAAGAAAAAAGGAUGGAGACGAUUCUUGAGCUUUUUCACUCUUGGAAAAUCAAAGUCGAAAAAAGUUUCAUCAAAGAUUGAUCAAAACGUAAAGGCACCAAAACCUGUGACAAGCUCUAGUAGCAAAGCAAAGAUUUGUGCAGUCAAUUCUGAAUGUGAUGUCUUGCUGAACUAUGAAGCUCCUCGUACUGUUAAUGUUUUGCCAGUCGUUCCAGAAAAACGAAAACGUCUAAGUCUCAUGUGGAUGUUUAAGAAAGAAGAUGCUGAGAAGUCGAAGAACAAAUUUUUGACAAUCAAAACCUGUGCUGAAGUUCACGAUGAGUCAACAGAAUUGUCUCAAAAUGUCGAGUUGCUUGAUGUGGUUGCAACUGUAGUGGAUGGUGACAACACUAAUGAAGUAGAACAGCUGGAUUUAGAGAAUGUCAAAAAUGCUGAAGUUGAAUCUCCAUCGAAUAUCAAUUCUGAAGCAUUCAAGUUCCACGUCGGCAAGAAUCUGAUUGUCGCUUUAUCAGCUUGUCCAACGAUUGGAGAAAUAAUAGAGAACAACUUGCAAUGUCGUGAAUCAUCUCAUCUAAACUUCAUCCCAUCUAAAACGAAUUUGUCUAGUAAGGCAAUUGUUGAAGAUGUCGUUGACGAUGUUACUGUGGAGAUUCUAAUUCAAAAAGAAAAAGUCAUGGAAGAUCCAGUCAUCAAAAGUAACGACAAAUCAGUUGUAGAUGACAAUUCAGCUGAUAAAAUCCUAAAAGAAGAUCGCGAUGCAAUUGAAUGUUACAUUGAUGAGCUUAUUCAAGCUACUUGUGAAGUUGGCAAAAAGGAAUUGGAAUCUGAGUUUUCAAACCCUGAAAAAAUUUACAUAACCAUCAAUCCUCAAGUAAUUGACAAGCAAGUUACUGAUCAAGAAGUUAAGUGCAACCAUCUCAAAAUGUCAAGCCAGACAAUAAACACACAUGAAACUAAGCUGAUCUCAACACAAAGUGAAUUAAAAAUCAAAGAUUUUCCAGUUCCAUCCCGUGUUAAAUCCAAAAAGGUUGAAGUCCCAAAAAUCAUGAAAAAUGGACGAAAAUUCACCCAUCCAUACAGGAGACGCAUAAAAUUUGCAAAAUGCAAUAUGCCAACAAUUGCUGAACAAUCUGAAGAUGACGAAACUACCGAUGGAUCUUCAAUUAUGCUUCAUACAGAAGUUAAUAAAUCAAAUUCUAACUUGGAUAUUGCUCAAAACUCUAAAUCUUCUGAUCAUCUCAUUCAAAAUAAAGACGAAUCAGUUGCAAAUGAGGAAUCUGCUAGUCAAGUCUCAAAAGAAGAAUACGGUGCACAUGAUUGUCAAGACGUGAAAACCCUGCAAUCUGAAAUUAAUCAAGUUGCAUGCAAAAUCAGUGAGGACUUGGAACUUAAGUCAUCUAAGAAUGAAGAAGAAAACAAGCUGACUAAUCCUCAAGAAUUUCAAUGUUAUGAUCCAAAAAUUUCAAGUAAGAGCUCGAUCUGUUUAAAUAGCAUCGAAGUUGUACCAAUUACAUCUUGUGGUAAAAUCCUUGGCAAAGACAGCAAAAUCUUCAAUCACGGGGACAGCAAAAUCCUCGAGACAUCCUGCAAAACUUUUGAAUCAGCCAUCGAAAUCCCAAAAAUAGUGAAAACCCAACGAAAAUCAAGCAGCCCUUACAUGAGUCGCAUAAGGGAUAUAAGUUUCAAUAUGCCAACAAUUCAUGAAGAACCUGAGAAUAACCAAACCACUGACGAAGACUUUAAAUUACAUGAUAUUUUGAUGCCUGAUCGUAAUAUGUACCAAAACAGACCAAAGACAGCAUUAAGUCGUAGUCAAAAGACUCAAGGCAUCUCUGCUUUCGACAGAAAUAAGAUCGAAUUAAAGUCUGAAGAUGAAAUCAUGACUGUUCAACCUGAUUUUACAACUACUCUUGAUGAUGACAAAAAUGAAAGUAAGCUAAUGCUCAUUGGAGAUAAUCCAAUAGUAGGACAAGAUAGUUGUAAGCUAUCAAAUUGAAGGCAUCAAUCACUCGAAAACGUGACGAAGGAGUCGAAAUUAAAGGAGUCAAAGCCGUUUAAAAUCGAUCUUUAGUCAUCUGCAUGCACAUGGAGAAUAGGAACAUGCUACAAAUUUAUUGUAAAACGAAAAGAAUCACCAGAUCACAUUGUAAUUCUUUUAUUUCUGUUGCUGUUGCUUUCAGAUCAAACAACAAUGUUUGAAAGCUCCAAUUUUGGUGCUAAAGUAACUGCAAAUUCAAAGAUUGCUUGAAUGCUAAACUGUUAUUUUUCAAAAAUUUGAAUUUAAAUCUUCUCUUACCGUUAUUUUUAAAAUCAAAUUCAACAGUUAUUUGCAAGAAAGAAAAGGUUGUCUUUAUUGUAAUGAACUUUGGUAGUUUUGUUUUUUUUUACAAAAAUUGCAGUUAACAUUAUGGAAACCAACCUUUUCGGUUUUAACUCAUUAUUAAAGCAUGAGAGUUUAUGUAGAUAAUGUGAAGUUUAUAAAUUAAAUGAGUGAAUUGUUUAUGUGGUAAUGUUACAGGUCUUGGAAGUUUGUGUUUAAGUCGAUAUUCAAGAUGAGAGUAAUCAUAUUUUCCAAGAUUAUGACUGUCAAUUCUACGAUAGAAGUUGACUGUAAGUUUAUUGAAGAAAUCAGCCAUGAAUGGAAUCUUUGCUCGACUAUGUACUUCAAGAUUUGAGACGAAAUCAUCCCAAUUAAUAUUAAGAACGUAUCUCAAAAUUUUAUUUUGGAAAAUUUGGAUUUUGCUUAAG